Laetiporus sulphureus 93-53 is the source of this 2871-nucleotide messenger RNA. RefSeq lists its product as uncharacterized. NCBI's taxonomy places the organism in Eukaryota, Fungi, Basidiomycota, Agaricomycetes, Polyporales, Laetiporaceae. Gene Ontology annotation, biological process: establishment of cell polarity; septin ring organization. The transcript has 7 exons. Gene Ontology annotation, cellular component: division septum; cytoplasm; nucleus. The record is from RefSeq and is a predicted model, not a curated record. The coding region runs from base 1 to 2871 and encodes 956 amino acids. Gene Ontology annotation, molecular function: guanyl-nucleotide exchange factor activity; protein binding.
AUGUCGUCCGUCGCCGGGCGCAAAAAGUCUAUGAUCUCCGCCACGACUCCGACCAUCGAGUCCCCCGUCGCCAAUAACACCCUGCUCAAUAAAGCCGCUUCACAGUCGACGUCCCUCUACCAGCAAUGUUCCGCCCUACGCAGUCGAUUAAUGCACAUCCAGGACUUUUCUGAGUGGCUCUCCCUCUCCUCUCCGGACUCCUCGCGAGGCACCGAUCCGGUGACUCAGCUAUGGCAUUGCUUCCGUCUGGGUGUUCCUCUCUGCUAUCUGUUUAACCUCCUUUCUGCUCCUUACACGUCUAUCAGCAUUGACACCGACCCAAGUUCGUUCGAUGCCGUAAAUGAGAAAGCGAUGAAACGCGCCAUCCUCUUGUUCUCGAUGCAAAUCAAGCAGAUUGACGGCUGCGAGCAAUUUACUGUUACCGACCUGUGGAACCUAGAAUCCACAGAUGGGUUCGUAAAGGUUGUGAACAAUGUCAUCAAUCUUGUUGGAUGUCUACCAGAGGAUGUCUUCGUUGAACCACCACCGUCAUCUCCAGCACUGGCUUCAGCGCAGCAGUCUACGGAGUCUCUCACGUCAGAAAGCGGGGUGACAGCGAGCAGUACAGACGGAGGCGCUCGUUUCAACAUUAUCAAAGAGUUGGUUGAAACAGAGAGGAAAUAUGUGCAGGACUUGGAGGUCAUGCAGAAAUACUCCAAUGCGGCCUCACAGAUGAACGUGAUAGACCAAGACACGAUUCACCUGCUGUUUCCAGGUUUGAACAAGCUGCUCAAUUUCCAGCGAAAGUUCCUAAUUAAGUUGGAGAGUAUCGCGGAGUUAUCAUGGGACGAGCAGCGCUGGGGUUUCCCGUUCACAGAGAGUGAGGAUGACUUCGCCGUCUACGAGCCCUACUGUGCCAAUUACACUACGGCCUCGGAUAUAAUGCUGCAGGAGAUGCCGAAUCUUGGUGCGCUUGACGGUGUGUUGCUGAAGUCGGAUCUCCCAGCAUUUUUGAUCAAGCCUGUGCAGAGGAUAUGCAAGUAUCCAUUGCUACUUGAGUCGCUCCUUAAAGCUGUGAAAGGGACCGAUUAUCCGUUCUGCGACGAGCUGAAACUGGGAGUGGAUGCCGCCAAGCGCAUCACAGACAGGAUCAACGAGGCCCAGCGGCGAGCCGAGAAUGAUGCCACAGUGAAGAAUCUCGAAGGACGUGUCGAAGACUGGAAAGGUCAUCAUAUCUCGAACUUUGGUACGCUGUUGCUCGAUGACAUCUUCACCGUAACAAAGUCAGAGGUGGACCGGGAAUACCAUGUCUUCCUGUUCGAGAAGAUCAUUCUCUGCUGCAAGGAGUGUCUCAUUCCGCCACCGAAUGGGAGGAAAGUGGGUAAGAGUAACUCGAUACUCAAGAAGCCACCUGCUCCUCCGCCGUUGACGCUUCCGGGGGCUGGACCCUCGAAGAAAAGAAACACACCCCUCCUCCUCAAGGGCCGCAUCUUUCUCAACAAUGUGACUCGGGCUGAGCCCAAGGUUGCCGCGGGUCAAUAUUCGCUGGCGGUAUACUGGAGAGGCGAUGAUGAUCUCGAGUUCUUCACGCUGCGCUGUCGAAAUGAAGAGCAACUGAAGAUGUGGGAGACCCAGCUGAAUCGACUCAUCCAGGAGACGGCGAACCGACGUGCAUCGGAACGAAACCCACAGCGGCUGGCACAUCUUGCGUAUAUCCACGGCGUUGGCCAUUCCAAUCAGCAAAGGCAGACUCUACCUUCGUCUUACGGUUCAGAGCGAGAGAGGACAAAUUCUGUCUUUUCACGGACGACUUCAUACACUGCCACAUCGCCCUACCAGUCCGGCCCUCCCCGCCUACCUCGACAUCCGUAUGCAGCCGCUGGCGACGAGCCACCGCUGCCUAAUAGUGCAGCAAAUGGCUCGAACACCAACGGUUUUGGCAACGGUCCGCAAGGAUAUCCACCCCAUGACGGGUUCGAUGUUGAUCUCGAGGAUGAGUACGAGGAGUAUCCACCAACGUCACUGCCACCGUCCGGCCGAGGGACACCGGUUGGGCGGCCGGAUUACAAUGGGUUCCCUCAGAGUAUGCGAAACAGCACUCACGCGUCAGCUGGAGGGCAGUUCCCCCCAGCACUCACCCCGGGACGACCAUCAAUAUCUCGCAGCCCAGCGAGCUACGCGCCGGAUGUCAGCGAGACCUCGCCGAUAGCAUCACGCCCUGCCUUACGCAGUCAGUUCAGCUCGACACGGCUGCGAAAUCCGUACGAUCAGGCGGAGACACGCCCGAACGGCAGCCCUCGGAUCAGCUCAGGCGUCCCCGCGCCGCUCCGUUCACGGAGUGCAAGUCAACCCUCUGCCUAUGCUCCUCCUCAGCAAAUGCCGCCUCCCCCGCUUCCUACUUCCGUACCUUGGACGAGCAGGUCUCAGAGUUCGAUGGGUCAGCAUAGGAAGCGUGGGAGCGGUUCGAGUCAAUCGACAACGGGCGAGAGCUCAGACUACUCCCCGCAGAGCAAUGGCUCCCCGAUCACGCCAUUUGGCUCGAGCGAGUCAUCAUUGACCAAUAUGUCAAGCUCACGUACCUCUCGAUCGCAACAUAGCGAUCAAGUUGUCACAUCCGCGACCACCCAGCUUUCAGGACUGGUAAAGGUGAAGGUUCACUUCCACGAAGAUAUCUUCGUCAUCCAGGUCCCGCGAGCAACCGAAUACGAUGAAUUGGUGGAGAAGGUUGGCAAAAAGAUUAGGCUAUGCGGUCCGCGGAGAGACGACGGGCCGCUGCGCGUGAAGUACAAGGAUGAGGACGGCGACUUGGUAUCUCUUGGUUCCACAGAGGACGUGCAGAUGGCCUUCGAGUCCUUCGGCACUGGGAACCAAGUUACGCUGUACGUGCAAUGA